Messenger RNA from Dentiscutata heterogama, 282 nucleotides. Lineage: Eukaryota; Fungi; Glomeromycota; Glomeromycetes; Diversisporales; Gigasporaceae. The record is from the annotation of a GenBank genome assembly.
AAACGAAUAAAAAGUGAAAAUUUUACCAACAUCCAACGAAAGAAAGAACUAUCAAGCACAAAAAUAACACGACGAAAGAAUACUCUAAAGACAUCGAAAAAGCAACUAAAACCCGAAGAAACCAUUAAAACCGACGAGGUAAAGGGGCCUUUCCCAGCUAAGGAGGGUGGUAUAGUCUUCCAGCCCGUGCUUGACGCUCUUCUUGCGCGGGCCAGUCAAUGCGCUAAAAACAAACUACUUACCUAUGAAAGAAACUUUCAAAAACGAAAAAAGUUAAAAUAG